AUGACCUUAGCACGACAGCAAACAUCACAGUCGGAGGCGGACCCAACCUUGCCAGUCUCUCGGAUGCCAUCUCCGAGUUCAAGCUGCCAUGACGAGAAAUCAGUAAAUGGACUUCCUACAUAUGCCGCACCAUCCAUCUUUCCACACGACUACAACGUGCCAUCAGGCAUAGACCACACCUCGCAGUUCUUCGAAAUCCUUACUGCGCCCUACCGUCCUCCAGCUUCCCUGAGUCCUUGGCGGCGUAUAACGCCACGUCAAGAAGAUGUGGAGAGGUGUGCAGCAAUGGUAGACUGGGGCGAUACGGACGAGGACUCAACGCCACCAGAGGGGUCCUCUACUUUGCAGCGCGAGUCUUCAUUGCACGAAAACUCAGCUAAGGAUAUCCCAAUAUAUGUGCCACACGGUCCAUGUGCAUGGGCAGCUCGUGAGGAUAUCCAACAAACAGAGACAUUGUUAUCCCUACGACAGGGCUCGAUGUGCUCAGCCUAUGUACAAUCCGGUGUUAUUGCCGGACAAAAGAUCACUUUUAUCAGUCGACGAUGGAAUCUGGACAAGCAAGCGGAUUGGAUCGGGUUUAAUUCCGAGAUGACUCUCUACAGCUCAGAACAAUACCUGAAGCCCCUCCAAGGCGUCAUCGUUCCUCGCAUCAUCGGUGUUCACAUCCUGCCAGGCGCUAUCAGCAUUGCUAUGGAAUUACCUCAUCAAAGUUUUUGGAUUGAGGCCUCUCCUACCAUGCCCGAUGUCCUCAAAGAACGUGCUAUGCAAGGGCUUGAAAUGCUCCAUUCGCGAGGUAUCCUCCAUGGAGAUAUCGAACUUCGUCACGUUCUUAUCGGCGGGGAUGGUGCUGUUACAUUUAUCGAUUUCCAACUAAGCCGAAGUACCAACCCCGACGAAUCUGUGGGUUUAGAGAAGGCGGAGGACGAAGAAUUUCGCUUCGAGAAACGCUUGCUUGCAUUCAAGCUUGACCUCCACGGUGCUCGGGCCAGUGAAAUUCAGAAGACGGAAGCUUUCGUACAACGUACUAAGCGAAAUAAACGGAGAGAUGAGUUGUGGAAGCGUCGGGCCCAAGGAGCUCGCACGGGAUACAUUCCGCCUUAUGAAGAGGAGCCUGAGGAGGAAAAGAUAGUACCGCCUGUCCACCCCCAUGACUUGCAGGACACCUGGAUUAAGAAUUCAGAUUCUCCUCCAGUACGCGUCGUUGUACCUGGACAGAGCAAAAAAGAGGUGGAGACUGCUAUUCGGACAUUCCUCGAGUCUCUGGCAGAAUCCCGUCCUGACCAAGCGCUUUCUCGACCACUACUUUCGAUUGGGAGCAGUGCAGAAGUGUCUGAAGCGGGACCAUCGACGUCAUCUAUCACGUCGGUACGCGCGAUCGACUUUUCUCCGACUGCAGUCCACGAAUCGUCACCCUCAUUGGCGGGACGAAAGCGUUAUAGAGAAUCUUGCCCCUCUCCCUCCCCCCACGCCUCUCUUGCUUCAUCCGACUCCCCACCUUCAAAACGCGUUCGUCGUGAAACAGAAUCCUCGUCGUCUGCUAGCGUCUCCUCCACUGUUCAUUCAUUGCCAGCAAUACCAUUCGUCAAUCCUCGCGAUCAUGUACACAUGUGGUAUUCAGAUCUCCCAGACGAUGCUGAAGUUCCUCCCCCUCCCGUUCGUGUUAGACCUCUCUCCCUGAGCGCCGCACUUAUUCGGCAACAAAACAUUGAAGUUUGUCGUGAGGCCGGGCUUCCUCACGCUGAACUGGUCGAGAGGGGCGAGGUUUCACCAAUAAACGCGGUUCGUCACCAUUUGCUUGCCAAGAAACGUAGAGGUAUAGCACGAGGCAAUCUACUCCGGGAGCGGGAUCGGGACGGAUACUCGCCAUACGUCCACCAUAUAGAGAGGUCACAUCAACGAGAACGCUAUCUUGCCCUGAAGGAGCUGAAGAACGGGUACAUAGCAACCUGUGCAAAUGUCCCCAACCUGUCAGAUAUCCCAAUGCAAGCAGGGGAUCGCACAUUUUCUGCGUUGCUCCACAUGAACGAGCACAAAGAUAUACCAGAAGGACCCAGGAUAUUGCAGCGGGGAGAAUACGAACUCAUACAGGAUACCCGCAGACAGGCUAUGAUACUCACUCCCCACCGAGGGGUACUAAAGCGACGAAGAGAAGAUGACCUAGUUCAGAACUUCCUGCCUGCGAUGAAUUCCCCUAAUCCUGCGGUGCCUGUCGCUGAUACUGGCAGCACUAUUCCUCCGCCUCGCAAGAAAGCGCGCACCAAGGGCCCAUCCCGCAAACUAGCACCUGCGCUUAUACCCCUGUUCCGCACAUCAGAUCCUGGGUCAUUUGAGAGCAACAAGACAGCAAAGGUCAACCCUCUGCAUGACCGUAGUCUGGCUAGGCGUCGUUCACGAUCACAUCCUGCAUCGGGUAUCGAUUUUACCCCACCAUCGUGGCGCGGUCUAUCCGUUUGGAUGGGAUCUUUAAUGGGCUGGUCGCAGUGA
This is a messenger RNA of Suillus subaureus, 2484 nucleotides long. RefSeq lists its product as uncharacterized. The record is from RefSeq and is a predicted model, not a curated record. Bases 1 to 2484 code for a protein of 827 amino acids. The transcript is spliced from 4 exons. Lineage: Eukaryota; Fungi; Basidiomycota; Agaricomycetes; Boletales; Suillaceae.